Malus domestica (apple) is the source of this 2005-nucleotide messenger RNA. Lineage: Eukaryota; Viridiplantae; Streptophyta; Magnoliopsida; Rosales; Rosaceae. The record is from RefSeq and is a predicted model, not a curated record.
CCUACCAUUUCCUAGUUUUCUUCACUCUAGAAACUCAGAUGAAAAUUAAAGCAACAUGACAUCAGUCAAAUAUAAAAAGUAAAGAAACUCGCACCAGCUGUCAAUUGUUUAUACCAUAGUGCUUAUUCCAAUUCUUUGAGAGGUUCUUUUCUUUAGUUUUUCUGGCUUUAAUUCUCCCAUGGCUAAUCAACUUGUCCCUUCUUCUUCCUUCAGCACUACUCCUUCAUGGACAUACGAUGUCUUUUUGAGUUUUAGAGGUGAGGAUACACGGUACAAUUUUACAGAUCAUCUAUACCGUGCCUUGGACCGUCAUGGAAUCAACACCUUCAUUGAUCUUGAACUUCGACGCGGAGAAGAAAUAUCACCGUCUCUUCUCGAAGCAAUUGAAAAGUCGAGAAUUUCUGUCAUCAUAUUCUCUGAAAACUAUGCUUCUUCAAGAUGGUGCUUGGACGAGCUCGUACAUAUUCUAGAAUGUAGAAAGUCAAAGGGACAAAUGACAAGGCCAAUCUUCUACAAGGUGGAUCCAUCGGAUGUACGACACCAAAGAAAUAGUUACGGUACUGCGUUUGCUGACCAUAAUCACAAAUUUGAGAAUGACCUGGAGAAGGUGCAAAGAUGGAGGACAGCUCUUACAGAAGCAGCAAAUCUGAAGGGAGAUACUCUCAACGAGGGAAACAAUGAAGCUCAAAUAAUCAGCGACAUUGUUAAGGAUAUCCUUGCCCUGGUAAAUGACAAUUGUUUGUCAUCCAACUCAUCUCCAUCCAAUGACAAUAGUGAUGAUCAAAAUGCAGAUGACAACGUUGGUUCUGUUGGCAUUGUAAGAGUGAACCAGGAGCCAAUCCAUAGUAUUUUUUCGCCGGAUGGGAAAUUCAGGCGGAGUGUUACGUGGCGAAAACUUCGUGACCCUUUGGGAAGCGGUUCUUAUGGGACUGUGUAUGAAGGCUUAACUGAUGAUGGAAUUUUUUUUGCUGUAAAGGAGGUUUCUUUACUGGACCAAGGGAGCCAGGGAAAGCAGAGCGUUAUCCAACUUGAGCAGGAGAUUUCCCUUUUAAGUCAGUUUGAACAUGACAACAUAGUUCGAUAUCUGGGCACACACAAGGAUGAAACUAAGCUCUAUAUCUUCCUUGAGCUUGUAACAAAAGGCUCACUUGUAAAGCUAUAUCAAAACUAUAACUUAGAGGAUUCUCAAGUCUCUGGGUAUACAAGGCAGAUUCUAAGCGGGUUGACAUAUCUUCAUAAACGUCGUGUGCUUCACAGGGAUAUCAAAUGUGCUAAUAUAUUGGUACAUGCAAGUGGAUCUGUGAAACUUGCAGACUUUGGGUUAGCCAAGGUGACCAAAUUGAAUGAAUUGAAGUCUUCCAAAGGGACUGCUUAUUGGAUGGCCCCUGAGGUUGUUAAUCAAAUGAAUGGUGGCUAUGGGUUUGCAGCUGACAUAUGGAGCCUUGGAUGCACUGUAUUAGAGAUGUUAACCCGCCAGCCUCCGUACUUUCCCCUGGAAUGGACACAAGCAUUAUUUCAGAUUGGCAGCGGUAAACUUCCUCCAGUUCCUAAUUGGUUAUCAAGUGAUGCAAAAGAUUUCAUUUUGAAAUGUUUACAAGUUGACCCUUGUAGCCGACCCACUGCGGCUCAGCUAUUGAACCAUCCAUUUGUUAAAAGGCCACUCAGCUAGUGAUAUUGUUAGGUGAUAUAAAGGAACUGGUUAGUGUUUGGAUCUAUAUACGCUCUCAAGCCAUGGUAGAACAUUAGCUUCCACGAACGUGGUUUGGGGAAGGGGAUAUGCUUCCAAUAUUUUCACAAAGAUGCGAAUGGUUUGCUAAUCAAACGAAGCACCUCUUGGUCAGUGUGUGUGGAUCUGCACUAUUAGGGACGUGACGGACCGGAGAAACUUAAAAGCACGUUUUGUAGCUUAUGGACUUCGCUGUUAAUACGUUUUGUAAUAACUUCCUGAUGGAUACAACUCAAUCGAAUAUGAGACUCGGUGGAUUUGCGUGAGGCUGUUUAAUAA